Piliocolobus tephrosceles (Ugandan red Colobus) is the source of this 874-nucleotide messenger RNA. RefSeq names its product ATPase H+ transporting V0 subunit e1 (gene ATP6V0E1). Gene Ontology annotation, biological process: proton transmembrane transport. Gene Ontology annotation, cellular component: proton-transporting V-type ATPase, V0 domain. The coding region runs from base 105 to 350 and encodes 81 amino acids. The transcript is spliced from 4 exons. Gene Ontology annotation, molecular function: proton-transporting ATPase activity, rotational mechanism. The record is from RefSeq and is a predicted model, not a curated record. NCBI's taxonomy places the organism in Eukaryota, Metazoa, Chordata, Mammalia, Primates, Cercopithecidae.
GGGAGGCGGGGCUUGCACACGCUGGUCACGUGGUCAGCUAUUGACACUUCCUGGUGGAAUCCGAGUGAGGCGGCGGGGUAGGGGCUGGCGGUCAGGCGGUGACCAUGGCGUAUCAAGGCCUCACGGUGCCUCUCAUUGUGAUGAGCGUGUUCUGGGGCUUCGUCGGCUUCUUGGUGCCUUGGUUCAUCCCUAAGGGUCCUAACCGGGGAGUUAUCAUUACCAUGUUGGUGACCUGUUCAGUUUGCUGCUAUCUCUUUUGGCUGAUUGCAAUUCUGGCCCAACUCAACCCUCUCUUUGGACCACAAUUGAAAAAUGAAACCAUCUGGUAUCUGAAGUAUCAUUGGCCUUGAGGAAGAAGACAUACUCUACAGUGCUCAGUCUUUGAGGUCGCAAGAAGAGAAUGCCUUCUAGAUGCAAAAUCACCUCCAAACCUGCUACCUUUCAUGACUUGCCUGUUUUGGCCAUCAGCUGCCUUAAACGUUAACAGCACAUUUGAAUGCCUUAUUCUACAAUGCAGCGUGUUUUCCUUCGCCUUUUUUACAGUUUGAUGAAUUACGUGCCUAUGUAACCUGAACUGUGCCGACUCCACAAGACGAUUAUGUACUCUUCUAAGAAGAUGCUGUUCUUCUGAGAGAUACAUUACUCUCUCCUUGGAAUCUGUGGAUUUGAAGAUGGCUCCUGCCUUCUCACCUGGGAAUCGGUGAAGUGUUGAGAAACUGCUGCAAGACAAACAAGACUCCAGUGGGGUGGUCAGUAGGAGAGCACGUUCAGAGGGAAGAGCCAUCUCAACAGAAUCACACCAAACAUACUUUCAGGAUGAAUUUCUUAUUUCUGCCAUCUUUUGGAAUAAAUAUUUUUCUCCUUUCUAUGGAAA